AUGUCGUUCUUGAAGCAGCUCCGCCGCCGCUCCAAGGCAAGCUUCCACAGUGCGCCCCUCGACGCCAAAACUCCAGUGCCACAGGUCGAAGUCGUGUCCGCCAAUUCCUCGUCGACGGGAGGAGAUACAGCAUCGCAUGUCUCCCUGACGCCGCCUUCUUCGAUCAAACCGACUCUUUCAUCUCCAAAUCUCCCCUCCUUGGUCGAGGCCCAUGACGACCGCAGCACCGUGAGCAGCUCGCCGCUGCCGCUUCCUCCGCAACGGCCCGGCCUGCCCGGCUCUCAUUCCCAGCGGAACAGUGUGGUGGGCAGCUCAGCUUCCUCCGUCAAUGGAGCGUACCGGUCAACCACGUCAUUUUCGCCUUAUGCGCCAAGAAUCAUCUCCAUUGCCGAGAACUCGUGGGUACAUCAAAAGGUACUCCUGGUCUAUGGUCAGAUUGGAGACCCGCGUCAACAUGCAAUGGACGGCACAAUCACCGUGUACCACCAUCAGGAUAAUUUCCCGUCGACCGGCUGGCCCGUGACGGCAUCGCAUUUCAAGUCUCUCGUUCAUUUAGUUCCCGGUCCUAAUCGUCUGCGCUUCGAUUUCGUCUCUCCGAAGCUGUCGUCAGGCAGCACAACGCCGGUCAUUCACUCCACCUGGAUCUGCAUCAAUUACCUGCCCCUAGCCAAUGCGCCCCCCUUGCAAUUGGUGGUUCUCCUCGGCAAGGAUUCAGAUGGCACUUACGAUGCGGUUCCCGAGCGCGUGGAACGGGAGGGCAACGGCCUGGACAUGGCGCUUCGCAAAUUUCGCACCGCAGCAUAUUUGUGGCAGGCGUUCACGGGAGAGCAAAUGUUCCGCAACAAUCUUGGCCGGCGCUGUUUCCGCUUUGAGGAGGAAUGGCAAGCCGGUACGCUCAGUCGGCGGGAUACGGCAGUUCAGCAGAUGCGCAACGAGGCUCGCAUUCACGUCAUUCGUUGCGACAAGACCGUCGCCGAGCUGCGGGAUCUCAACAUUGCUCAACAGUACGACGGAGCGAAGAAGAAGGAUGAGCUCUUCAACAUCGCCAAGGACGCCGUUCGCAAGUAUUUCAAUUCUCAGCCGGGGCAAAAACAAUACGUGUCCGUCCUCCUGCUGGACUCCCACUGGGAUACACAGUCACAGACGAUCACGGGUCAUGCUGCUCUUGGCUCUGGCGGCGACGAUAUCAAAAUGGCCAUCUUCGGUUCUCAUUGUCUCCAAAGCUAUCCGAGCUGCUUGGAGGAAGUCGUUGAUGCCUUCUCCGACUGCACGCGCACAGAUACCAACUUCGUCGCAAACGACUGUGGGGAGGCGGGAUCAAACUGGGAGUCUGCCAAUCUGGGGAUUGGUGCCCACUUGCAUGAAGUCGGUCACCUCUUCGGCUCUCCCCACCAGGAGUCCGGGGUCAUGCUGCGGGAUUACGUGCGGCUGAAUCGCUCGUUCUUGGUCAAGGAGCCAUUCUGUACGCGGACCAAAACCCAGGGACUCAAGGUCUGUCUCGCUAAUGACGAGUGCGGCUGGCAUCGGCUGGAUGCCCUGCGAUUCCGAUUCCAUCCCUGUUUCAGACUGCCUAGCGAUAUCUCCGUCAGUAACGACGGCAGUGUCCAGGUUUGGCCCGUGGAGAACGGAAAGAUCCUGUUCACCUCCUCUUCUGGUAUUGCAUUUGUUGAGCUGUACGGCGAAGGUGAGGACCUCUGCCACCAUUUCAUCGAAUACGUGAACAGCGAAUCUGGUGGAAAUGGAUUGCCGAAGCAAGUCACCCUCACCGAGACGGAGCUGCGAGUGCAAUUAUUCGGCACCGAAAAGGAAAAGAAAAAGAAGAUUCGGAUGGUGGCUGUUUCCGGUAAUUUGGGAAGCUAUACCGUGGAAGAUGUUGGUGCGCUAAAGUCCAAGAGCUCCGUGGUCAAGCUGCCCAAGGGCCAAACAGGAUAUAAAAGCGCCCAGUUGGGACACUCAUCCAUGGACGGCAGCACGCCCGAGCAAUUGCUGCUGGAAUACGCUUUCAUCAAGACGAAGUUGUUGACUUCGAUCAAGAUAUACCAUGGGGACGCGGUGGAUGGUCUCGAAUUCUGCUAUGAAGAUAUGACAAGUCAACUUUUUGGCAAGCGCGGUGGGAAACCGGGAGGGGAUGAGUUUGUACUUGAUGUUCGCCGUGGAGAGAUUUUGCUGGGUUUCUACGUCAGGGCUGGACUCUGGAUCGAUGGAAUCGAGAUUCUCACCAGUUUGGGAAGGAAGUCGGGUAUCUAUGGAAAUGCUCAGGGGGGAUCGGGUCACACUUUGAUUCCGCCUCUUGGUUACAAGAUUGCAGGAAUCGCAGGCUCCAGUGGAUCUUGGGUCGAUGGGUUCUCGCUCAUUGUCCAGCACUGA
Messenger RNA from Penicillium diatomitis, 2367 nucleotides. Its product is annotated as zinc metalloproteinase family protein. The record is from RefSeq and is a predicted model, not a curated record. NCBI's taxonomy places the organism in Eukaryota, Fungi, Ascomycota, Eurotiomycetes, Eurotiales, Aspergillaceae. The transcript has 5 exons. Gene Ontology annotation, cellular component: cytoplasm. Bases 1 to 2367 code for a protein of 788 amino acids.